Porites evermanni is the source of this 7353-nucleotide messenger RNA. The record is from the annotation of a GenBank genome assembly. NCBI's taxonomy places the organism in Eukaryota, Metazoa, Cnidaria, Anthozoa, Scleractinia, Poritidae.
CCUCCCUCAUAAAUCAACAAGACAUAUGCAAAAUAGAAAAAUAUUCACUCAAUUGAGAUUACAGUAAGUCACGCUCAAACAGUCAAUCACUCGAGUUUGACUUGACUAGUCAGAUCCGCAAAUCUGUUGCUAAACUCGAGCGAUACCGAGUUACUGGCGAUCUAGUGAUACCAGGAUAAACUUAUGACAGUCAAUUUUAUCAUCAUUUGUGCAGUUUGCUUGAAGCAGAGGCCCAGUUUGUCAAUUUAAGGCUACAUUCCAGCGUUCCCGAGAAACCAGCUGCGUGUCGCGUGCUGCACGCGUGUCUAAUCUGUAUCUACAAACUUGCCGUUUAUAAUCUCCAGUCAGCAAUGAAGUUAACAACAGUUGCUUUGAUAACCAUUGCUACAUUUCUUCUGCAUUCCUUGGUGAGUCUUUCAGUGGCGAUGUAGAGUUAAUUUUAACAUAUUGGCCACCAUUCUGUAUUCUGUGAAAACGCUUGUCAAUGCUUCCGCUUUCGACUAGCUAGUCGACUAGCAAUACAAUUUUAUGAAAAUUCGUACGGCUUUUCCGGCCUUUUGAUUACCCAUAGUCCAUAUGUUUUGUUCAGUAAACAGCCUAACCAAUGAUCAGCUAUAAAAAAAGCAAGCUGUUUCAUUGUUACGUCGCAAAGCAAAACGUCAGUGUUUCAAAAAGUAAUACAAAAGUGGAUGUUGAUUUACAUCAGACAAAAUUUGCAAGCUCCUUUUUUAGAUUAAAAAGUUUCAACAGAUCAGUUUGCUUUAAAAGUAUUUUCGAUUCACUAAAGAAAAACGGCACAGAGAUGAGACUUGAUGAACAAAGUGCAUUAAUUGUUUAUGAGUUAACUAUAGAUUUGCAAAAGUCGACAACAGUCUUAAAUCAAAAUUAUCCAUAGGGGCUUAAAUGUUUGGCUCAAUAGGCGCUGUGCUACUUGUUUAGUUGAAUCGAAACAAAGAAGGAAACUAAGGGCUGCUAUAAAGGUUCCUUGACUACUUGUGAUAUAACAACUGGAGAUGAAUUCUAUUUCUCGAAGAUCACUGAGUAAUCUUUAUAGUUUUGCGAGAAAAAAAUGUCAAACGUCGAAAUUUGCAUAAGUAAUGUCUGCGGGCUGGUUAUAGAAAAUAUAUUAUGCAGAUGAAAACAGAAACGCUUUCAGAGUCUGAUUUUUAACAAAGCCCUUUUUAUUUUCGCAAAAACUUGAAAUAAUUAAAAUUCGUCUCUCACAAUAGUCUUUGUGUUUUCAAGGUUUCUUUGCUUGCCGUUCUUGCCACACCAAGAUUAAUUUCACUUUCCAAUAUGAAAAGAAAUUUUUACGCAUCUCGAAAUUAAGUCAGUUUUUUCAUUGAAAGAUGCUUUGUGGCCUGAAAGUCUCAUUGUCAAUAGUGUUUAGCCUUAAUCGUCCAGUAAUAUAAAUUGUGUGGGCCUAUCGAAUUAAUAAGGAGAUAGUUGCGCAACAUGUUUAAAGUGUCAAAUGUAGAGUGUGUUUUGUCAUAUAGUCACGUCCAGCUCCGACUGGCAGUUAAGAGUAAAAUAAAAGGAACGGUGUGUUGAAGAUUCUGGGAAAGUGCCGACCUACCCCUCCCGGCCUAAACAAACAUUUUGUCCUAAGUGAAAAGUUAGGGUUAGCGUUAAAUAAGGGGAGGAGAAGGUGGGUCAGGUCCAAAUACAACAAUCACUAGUAUUCUCUGGUCUCGAAACACAGACGUAAACUGAAUACGUUUUGCCUAACAUCAGGGGCACCAAACGUCAAUUUUGGGAAAAUAUCUGUUCGGAAGACGAUUUGAGAGCUAUUUCGGAACAUUUGUCGUAAAAUUUCUUGCUCGCUUGCCUCUCCUACGAUCUUCGAACAUCUAAAAAAUGGUAUAAAUGCCAAUUUUUAACGGUUUUUUACCCUAAAAACGUCACCUAGAAUUUUCGGGAGCUUUAUUUCUGGCUGAAAUUUUCGAAAAGGUAAGUUUUGAUCCGUAUAAUUUUCGGAUCACUAGACUUUAGCUAGAAAAUCCGAACAGAUGAAAAACUUUUAGGGGAUACUUGAAAUAUGUCUAUAUCUACCGUUUAAAUACUAAAAUACGUUUAACAAUGCUAUGUUUAAGUGGUUUUGAACAAAAUUCUGGUUGGGUGCCCCUGUCACAUCUUUUUUUAAUUCCUUAUCUAGGCUCACGGUGGUGCGAAGAAACGAAAGAUCAAUUUGACCAAAAAGCCACAACGUAAGUAACUUAGUAGUGACGGUCUCAGCUCAGCUCCUUGUCUAGUUAUCCCACGGUGGAAUGCGUGUAACAUAUUUUGCUGGCUUGAAACUGUUGAACGCCCGCUAUAAGCCUUUCUAAAACUCCAGAACAUAGAAAAAGAGAACUCCGAUCAUUGUGGCCUCUUUGGAUACUUUAAAUAAACUUCCCUGUAGGAUUCUCUAUCAGAAAAAGGCUUUUGUUUUUACAGGGUGGUGAUUAUGAAGUAAACGGAAAUCGAAGCCCUUUUACAACUAACCGAUAACUCGAUAUGCAAGCUGAAGCCGCUAAAAAAAAGAAAGAAAGAAAGAAUUUUAGAUUUUCGCUUUCCACUUUUCUGAACUUUUUAGUUGCUUUGAUAUAAAAUUGUACUCUCAUGUUUGUUUGAUGCAUAAUCCUAAAAGAGGAUGAGCUCUUUCUCUUCGAUUCCGGGCACAUAGAAGUGCCAGGUGUAACCUGUACGCGAGCAAGCUCUUGGAGGUUCGAGGGACUGGGGAGGUGGGGUGAGGCAAACAUUUUGUCGAGGUUAACAACGUGACUUCAUACUGAGAUCUGAUGGGGAGAGGCAAAAACAACUGGACUUUGAUAAUUAUUAAGUUGUUUUGUUAGCAAUUGAUCACGGAUUACUUGUGACUUUAUUACAGGUUGUUCACGGAUUUGUCCUCCUGGUCGAGAAUGCCAGGUUCUCUCAGAUGGCAGCACCAAGCAAUGUGUUUGUUUGUCAAGGUGUAAGAAGAAAUAUAAACCUGUGUGCGGUACAGACGGAAAGCUGUACAACAACCACUGUGAACUGCACAGGACUGCUUGCAAAACAGGAAAAAAGAUAAGAGUUGAUUGGGAUUUUAAGUGCUUCAAAAAAGCGGACAAUGGUAAAAAAGGUAGGCAGUUACAUGACAACCUGAGAAACUGAAUAGACUUGCGAAGAUUGUUUUUUCCUCUGAGGAAAAGAAGCGACAGUGUGCUGGUUGAAAGGUCUUUGAGUACAUUCCAGGGGUGGGGGGGGGGGGGGGGGGGGGCCUAAGGGGAUUUUGGGGGGAGGUGUUGGGCGAAAGCCUUCACAAAAAAACCCCCUUUUUUAAAAAAAUUGCGUGCUCAUUACGCUACCCCUUUUUAAAAAAAAAUACUUUUUUAUUAAUCCUUCUUCUAAACAUUUUUUUGACAAAAUUAAAAAAUUUUUUAAAUAUACAGAAUUAAGAUAUUUUGAAACUACCAUUGUGGAGUUAGAUUUCUUUCCUACUGAUAAACAGGUACUGCCAAAAGCCAUAAUGGGACUUAUGGCAUUAUGGAUCUUGUUGCUUGCUUAUAGACAUUCGUAGGGAGGGACAACAUUUAUCUUAUGUCUCAAUUAAAAUCCUGUCACAUUCAAUGUCUGCAUUGUGGUCACGUGCUGAUUCAGGAUGUUGGACAGCAAGAUACUGUACUGUUUGCGCUCUUCCUCAGUAAUUUGUUUUUAAGAACGCAUAAAUAUCCAACUUCUUUUCAAGUAUCGGAUCGAGGUUAUCUGAGCUGGAUAUUAUACUCGACCAGAUGCUGAGUGGUUUUCUGUUGAUCUGUCGGAUAAAAGUCUUAUGAUAUGUCGUCACCCUCGAUCACCCAAUAAAGUCAAUAUGGAAAAAAGGACAUUUUGACAUGCUUCAAGCUAUGCUGGCUGUCGCAUUCUAACUUCUGUGCGUUGCAUUAUUAGAUUGCCCUAAGAAGCAGUUAUCUAAAAUGCAGCAGCUCAUUUUGGAAACCUUCCAAAAGGAAUUACAUGGGAAAGAAGUGACGUCAAAAGUCCUGAUUGACGAGCUAUACUUCAGGUAUAACGGCGAUCGCGACGACAGCAUCAGCGGUUCUGAGCUGAAACGUCUGGUUACCGACUACCUCAUGUAUCCAAAAGUCAAAAAGCUUGUGGAAAUCUGUCACUCAAAGCAGUGGCUUAGAGCACAAGACAAAGACCAAAAUGGAAUUCUCUCCAAGGACGAAUUUUCGCGUAGUUUCGGUAAGAAAAAUUUGCUAUCUUUAUGUUCACCGAGCAUUCUAAAUUUACUUUCCCAAAUUAUAUGCUAAUUAGACGUAGUUAGAAAGGCAGCGUGGCCGAGUGGUCAGCCCGUCUGGCUGACAAUCUGGCGGGAAAAGCAGCAAACCGUGCCGAUUAAGGUCCCAAAGAACCGUGGGAAUGCUUCAGCCUCGUAAGCGAAUACCUUCACCGACGGCAGUAAUCAUUAAAGUGAUAUGUUUUCAAUAAGUGGAAUGUGAACCCAGUGUAUCUGUAUUCUAACAAAAUUAAGACUGAAUCGGAAUAAAACCCCAUUUUUGCUGUUUUGACUUAGUGCUUGGGAGGAAAGCAAUCACGCAAACAAGCAAUCAUGUAAAGAGAACUUGCUGUAAGAAGGGAAAAAAACCCACCAACUUAAGUGUUUUUUUCCCUACGUUUUAGCGAGCAAACCAGAAAUAAGCAUUCUGAAAAGUGAAGAAGAGCCGAUAUCUGGUUCCAAUCUCACCCUUCAAUGCCGAGCACGAGGUUACCCUGUUCCUGUUGUCACGUGGUAUAAAGACCAAAUCAAGUUAAACAAAACUGAGCAUGUGUCAGUUUUCUCUGAUGGGAAACUUUCAAUUGAAAAGCUCGCGCCAGGAGACAGUGGUGUGUACACAUGCAAGGCCUUAAAUAACAUGGGAAUGGAUAAGAAACAUGUUGAGAUCAAGGUCCAAGAACCAGUUCCCCGCGACUCUUCAGUAACAAGUAAGGAAAAAGAAAGGAGUUGUAGACAGCAUAAAACCUGAAAGACAUUCAACAGACAAAAACAUGUAAACUGGACGAUGAAACAAACGGAUUAUUGUUUUAAGAUCAAGUCUGAUUUCUUUCUUCGAGGACUGCAAAAAAAUCAAAUGUUAUGUCUGCUAAACUAUGGGUUUUUAAAACCCUUUUUAUUCCAUUGGCAUUUUCACGUAGUUUUCACUAUUAACAGCUUUAUUGCUGCUCAUCUGUGCGCGAAGGUCUGGUAAAACAGGCUGAUUGAAUAUAGAAAUCAUCUGUACGUCGUUUCUCGUUCCUUUUUCAUAUGGAAACAUACUUUACGUUCGCAUGCAGGCAAAAAUGUUUGAUUAAGUUAUAGAAUGAGAAAGAAGAUUGUUUUUCGUUUUUUUUACUUAAUAGCUGUUCAAGGAGGAAACAUGUUUUACGUCUUUGCAAACGACGGCGUCUACGUCAUUAAUCCUGAAACGUCAACGACUGUCAAUCACAUUCGAGCUGAUGACGUCAUAAAUGGUACGACAAAACCCAUAUGCACCAGAAGUCAACAGAAGGCUUGUAACUGGGGUGGAGCUGUAAGCGUCAACUUAAUUUACGUAUACGUUGCUGACUUUCUGGGCCAAAGGGUUUUAGUCCUGGAUAUUGCCGCACAAAAGUUCGUUGAGGAAGUGCCAACAGAUUACUAUCCCUAUCAGCUAAAAUAUUUAAGGUGAGAAUAUCUAAAUUAUUCUUACAUGUUUUUUUUUGAGCCCUUAAGGCUGACAAGGGAAAAUGAUUUGAUUUCAUGUAGACAAACUGUUUGGCAUGUGUUUUCAGCCUAAUGCACGGAAGAACUUCACGGCUUUAAUGAUACGAUGUCUAUUUCUACCUUCCUUUUAUAAAUGCAUGGGAGUUUUAUUUCAUACUUUUGUCGUAGAAGCUGCUUUAAAUAAUUCUUAAACUCGUUGGUCAAUCAUACAUGUGAGUAUUUUUCCGUAGGCCAAACUUAUAAUAAUAAUCUUAAUCAAUUAUUCCUACCUUUUCAAUUGCAAUAAAACAGCUUUGAUUUUAAGGAACAUGUAGGAAUAACCUGUAGUCGCAGACCUUUUGAGAAAUAUGUUGGUUGUUGUAUCCACUCAGCUCGUUUAAUUUUUGCUAUUCUGAGUAGUAUUUUUUGCCUGAUUUAACUAAUUUAUUCUAUGUUUGUAAACUUUCUUUAUUUGGCAAACAAAAUGGUUGGUGUGUUGUUGUUGUUGCCGAUUGUAGUAAUAUUUUUGGUCUCUUUACAAGGUCCCUCGAUGCCGUCUGGAUUCUCAGUUGGGAAAACAGCUCUCUGGAAGUUCUCACUGAAGAUGAAGACGAUAAUGGAACGCUGUCAGUAAUAAGCAAUGCCAGCAAAAUGAUUCUUCACACUGCAACCAAACCGAUGAUGAGUGGUUUCCAUGAUGCAGCUCAUGGUUUCUUUGCGGCGGAAAACUGCGAACUGACAGAAGACAAAUAUGGUUACGUCACUCAUAUUAUGGAACCUGGCCUUCACGAAGUUGACCUGGCUACAAGGCGUUACACUAAGUUUUAUAACUUUAGCGAACAUCAGUGUUAUGGGACUUUUGACUUGGCUCUCUCUCAACCACAUAAAUAUGCGUUUGUGCAGUGUUAUACAAAUAAAGAUCUUGAUAGCAAAGCGCAGUUGGUGAUAGAUUUGAAAGAAAAUCAGCUUGAAGCCAAAAGUGAGCAAUACUUUGGUACAUCAUUCGCUUCCCCUGAUGGUCGCUUUAUCAUAACAUUGAAUUAUUAUGCAAUUUUAACCCAAUACAUCGACCCGGCGGGACAAAUUUUCUUGUUUCCGGAAAUUGAGUCCAACAUUCUUCUCAGCCACCUCGUCUUCUAUCCUCGCAACGCUGGGUAUGACGUGUACGUGACGUCAAAAGACCAAUCUACAAUCAUUGUGCUACACGUGGAUCAAAGGGGCAUCGACACACUAAAAUUCAUCUCAGGUGUCGGUAAGCCUUUGCAGGAGGACUGGAUUCACACACAGCGUCCAAUCGUGAUUGGAUGUGAGGCUGGCGCCCGUUACCUGGCAACACCGGCAACAAGAGAAGACGCGGUCAUCAUUCUAGAUGCAGAGCGGAAAGAGAUGAGUGGAAAAGUUGGAGGAAUUAAAGGGGCACAAACCAUUUUGUGGGUUAGAAACCAGCAAGAAUAAAGCACAGGAUCAUGAUCGAUGUAUUAAUUGAUAUUAUGUGAACUGUUUUUUAACAAACAGUAGCCAGGGGUAAAGUUUUAUCAAGUUACAAACACGAUCCACGGCCGAGUGUUUUUAGCUUGGAUAUAUUCUUUCUCUAUUUCGCUAUUCUCGGCGAGUUUAUUGACCGACUUUAUAAACGUUAUUUUUGAUCUGCACGCUGACUCUUUCCCUCU